Molecule: messenger RNA, 1515 nt
Organism: Plasmodium gallinaceum
Lineage: Eukaryota; Apicomplexa; Aconoidasida; Haemosporida; Plasmodiidae
Gene: OPP
Product: octaprenyl pyrophosphate synthase, putative
Exons: 1
Coding region: 1-1515 (504 amino acids)
Biological process (GO): isoprenoid biosynthetic process; ubiquinone biosynthetic process
Cellular component (GO): transferase complex
Molecular function (GO): prenyltransferase activity
Source: RefSeq, a predicted model, not a curated record
AUGAUUCUCCUUAGUAAAAAUAAUGUGAAAGGAUUUCUUAAUUACUGCAAUACAAAAUGUUAUAAUUCGUUAAUUAAUAAAAAUGAUAAUAUAUUCAAAAAAAAUGUCUUUAAGAAUAACAUCUAUUAUGUCAAAAAAGCUUCAAGUGUUUUCAAGGAAUUAAUAAAAGAAUCAUUUAAUAAAUUCAAGCAAGAAUAUUUAAAUAAUAAAACACCAAAUAUAAAUAAAGCAUUAAAAUUCUGUGAAAAUAGUAACAUGAUAUUUACAGAAAGUUUAUAUAAAGAAAUUUUAAUGUGCAUGAAUGUUUUGCAUUAUAAAGAUCAAGAAGUAGACAAUGAAUUAAAUUACUUACAUGAAUAUUUUAAAAGUAAAAAAAGUGAUAUAGACCCUUUCACUUUAUGUGAAAACAAAAUAAAAAUAGUUGAUGAAUAUAUAUAUAACAUUAUUAAGACAAAUUAUUCAAAUAUUGAUGAAUUUACAUCAUAUAUUUAUUUAUGUAAGGGAAAAAAAUUUCGAAUAAUUUCAGGUAUUUUUUUGAAGAACAUACUAUCAUAUGUUGAUAAUAUGUUGACAAAAAGUAAUUUAAAGUAUCAAAAUCUUCUGAAAAAUAAAGCCAAAUCACCUAUAAAUAAAAGUCUCAUAUCAAAAAGAAGAGCACUAAUGAAUUCAGGAAAUCGUAUCUCAAAAGAACAAAUUGAUGAAAACCAAUAUAAAAUUAUUGCAGCUGCAGAAAUAAUUCAUAUGGGAUCACUUUUACAUGAUGAUGUAAUUGAUGAAUCAUCUCAAAGAAGAGGAAUUUUAUCAUUACAUAAAAAAUAUGGAAAUAAAGUAUCAAUUUUAUCAGGAGAUUUUUUGAUAGCUAGAGCAGGUUCAGUUUUUGCAGAUACAAAUAUCCCUAAUAUAUGCAAAAGAUUCGCUUGUGUAAUAGAAAGUUUAAUAAAAGGAGAAUUUUUACAAACAAAUUUAAGAUUUGAUAAUAUAGAAGAUGCAUUUAAGAUAUAUUUAAUUAAAUCAUAUCAUAAAACAGCAUCCUUAUUUUCUCACCUUUUUGCUAGUAUAGCAGUCCUUUCCUUUAAAAAUGAAAAAAUUAUUCAAUUAUGUUUUAAUUUAGGUCUUCAUAUAGGUAUGGCUUUUCAAUUAUACGAUGAUUAUUUAGAUUACAAAAUAGACAAUAAUUCUAAAAAACCUAUAUUGGAUGACGUAAAAAAUAAUAUAAAAACUGCUCCUUUAUUUUUCUCUUAUAAUUAUAAUCCAGAUGUUAUAUUAUCAUUAAUUAACAAAAAGUCAUUUUCCGAUAAUGAUAUUAACAAUAUUUUAACAUACAUUAAAAGUACUAAUAGUAUGAAAAAGAAUGAAUUGUGUUCUCUAUUACACAUAAAGAAAGCAUUUGACAUCUUAUCAUUAUUAGUUUCUAAUUGUAAAACUAUGAACAUUAAUGAAAAAAAAAAGAUAAAUGAAUAUGAGGAAGGUUUAAUUAAUAUAAUUUUAAAUGUACUAUCCAGAAGUAUUAAAUAA